Messenger RNA from Anthonomus grandis grandis, 1108 nucleotides. RefSeq lists its product as uncharacterized. The record is from RefSeq and is a predicted model, not a curated record. The coding region runs from base 233 to 838 and encodes 201 amino acids. The transcript is spliced from 4 exons. NCBI's taxonomy places the organism in Eukaryota, Metazoa, Arthropoda, Insecta, Coleoptera, Curculionidae.
CUGCGAGUGUAUGAAGGAAAACCGUGUACUACCGAUAUAGCACAAUUUCCUGUUCUUAACCUUGCAAGAAUUACAUGCAUAGUUUUAAAUCUGAUAUGAUCAAUUUGAUUGCUCGAUUAAUAUUUAUUCUGUUUUUUUUUCUUUGCCAUAAAAACUAAAUGAAAUGGCAGGUUUAUUUGACACUGAGACAUGAGGUUGAGAUUUAACCACACCCUUAAAUCUAACAUAUAUAAUGAUGCUACAGCUUGCAAUACUUUCCUUACUUUCCCUUAGUUGCAUAGCUAACCCCAACCCUGCAAGGAUUUACAAUGUACUUAUAACUUCAAAGAAAAACCUCUCCCCGAGUCACGCACAGCCAGUUUACGAACCAAUCUUAAGAACAACAUCCAUUGGAUAUGCCUUUCCACCAUUUUAUUAUACAUCCUUAGUACAAAAUAUACCUGCAAAUUAUAUUAGCCCAGACUACUCUGGAAUCCAAAGGGUUGAAGCAACAAAGAAUGUCCAAAGUCAAGAAGAGCCUUCAAAUGGUCCUGGACAGCAGCAGCAAUUACAAACUGACUCAAACCAACCAACCAAAGUCAGUACUCAAAAUAGCCCACCUAUCGCACCAUCUGGACAAUUAGUUCCUCAGUAUGAUCCCACAGCCCCAAACUAUUCUCAGUAUAUUUCAAAUGGUGAUGAAGGAACCAGUGAUGUUCAACACCAGAAUCCAGUGCUUCCUCCAUUACAACAAUCCCAUGAAGAAACUGACCCAAAAAAGGUUAUUGCUAAUUUAAGGAGAAAUAAUGGAAUUCCUGAUGUUCCUCCACCACCUUUGCCGGUCAGAAUGAAGCAAUAAGACUUGUUUGAAACUGAAAUUUUUAGGCUGAUAUUUAUUUUGUUGUCAUUUAUAGUUAAGAUUAAAGGGUUACACAACUGUACUGUAUGUUUUAAAAAUACACUGUUUACAGUAAAUAAAUGUUUUUAAAAAUGCAUGAUAAAACCUAAAAAAAAAUUGCUAUAAUUUUUCUUCUAGAUGGAUUUUAUAGUAUGUAGAAUUGUAUCUUUUUUUAUGGUUUUUUAUACUCUCUAGAUUUAGUUGCUUUAGUGCCUUUAAGUGCUAAUUUGU